This is a messenger RNA of Protopterus annectens (West African lungfish), 8175 nucleotides long. RefSeq names its product solute carrier family 6 member 4 (gene SLC6A4). Lineage: Eukaryota; Metazoa; Chordata; Ceratodontiformes; Protopteridae. Bases 291 to 2318 code for a protein of 675 amino acids. Gene Ontology annotation, biological process: serotonin uptake; sodium ion transmembrane transport. Gene Ontology annotation, molecular function: serotonin binding; serotonin:sodium:chloride symporter activity. The transcript is spliced from 14 exons. Gene Ontology annotation, cellular component: plasma membrane; neuron projection. The record is from RefSeq and is a predicted model, not a curated record.
AACAGUGUAGCACUGUGCGGCGCUGUUCAUUCAAGGCUGUGCGAGCGGUUGAGCUCAGCGGGGGGGCUUUAGGGCGAGACGAGGCUGUGGGGCUGUGGAGUGGAGCAGAUCUGCCUGUGGACCACUCAUCCGAGCACCGGCAGCAGGGCUUGAACCUUCGAACUUCCGGGAGCAGCUGGUGCAUUAAACCAGCUUUAGAGUGACAGCCAGUGACCAAGAAUCAGUGCUGCAGCUGAAACUUUCAAGCCUAGAGUAUUGGUCUGACAGCAAGCGAAACCAGAACUUGCCUGAUGUCGUUCACAAAUGGGAAUCCAUGUAAUCGCGUAAUGAAUGGAAUGGAUAGAAAAAUGUUAAACAGUGAGACUUUUCCUCUCAAUUCCCGAAGACAUUCUUCAGACUGUAAAGAGAUAGCCGAUUGCAAAGAAAAUGGACUUCUGACCAGAAGCUCAAAAUCUGCCCUCCGUCUAGUGGAUGAUAUGAAUAAGGUCCAUCCAAGUCAGGGGGAAAAGGAAGAGGCAGGAAGAAUCUCCAAUGGGUAUUCAGCACUUCAGAGUCCUACUGCAUGCAAUGGAAAUUCAGAAGGGGAGGACACACAUCGUGCUCCAACAACUAGCCCCUGUGGUGGUGAAAUGCUGCAGCUUCAAGUUAUAGAUCAAGGCAGAGAGACCUGGAGCAAAAAGAUGGACUUUCUGCUCUCAGUCAUAGGCUAUGCUGUUGAUCUUGGAAAUGUUUGGAGAUUUCCCUACAUAUGCUAUCAAAAUGGAGGGGGUGCCUUCCUUCUCCCUUACACCCUGAUGGCGAUCUUUGGGGGCAUACCCUUGUUCUACAUGGAGCUGGCACUGGGUCAGUAUCAUCGAAAUGGCUGCAUCUCCAUAUGGGCCAAAAUAUGCCCCAUCUUUAAAGGGAUAGGCUAUGCUAUUUUCAUGAUCGCCCUGUAUAUUGCCUUCUAUUACAACACCAUUAUGGCUUGGGCCCUAUACUAUCUUGCCAACUCCUUUACAUCAGAGCUACCAUGGACCAAUUGUGGGAAUCCCUGGAAUACUGACAACUGCACCAACUACUUCAUCACUGGCAAUGUCACCUGGAACCACUACUCAAAAUCACCUGCUGAAGAAUUUUACACGCGAAAAGUGCUUCAGAUUCACAAAUCAAGUGGGCUGCAUGAUUUAGGGGCUAUCAGCUGGCAGUUGACCCUCUGUCUUCUCUUCAUAUUCACCACCGUCUAUUUCAGCAUCUGGAAAGGAGUCAAAACAUCUGGCAAGGUGGUAUGGGUGACCGCAACCUUCCCAUACAUUGUACUCAUCAUCCUGCUCAUACGUGGCGCAACCCUACCUGGAGCUUGGCGGGGGGUCAUCUACUACCUACAACCGAACUGGAAUAAGCUGCAGGCUACAGAGGUCUGGGUAGAUGCUGCGGCUCAAAUCUUCUUCUCCCUUGGUCCAGGGUUUGGGGUCCUGCUAGCCUUCGCCAGCUAUAACAAGUUCCACAACAACUGUUACAAAGAUGCACUGGUUACUAGUACAGUGAACUGUUCAACAAGCUUUCUUUCUGGAUUUGUCAUAUUCACUGUCCUCGGAUAUAUGGCAGAAAUGAGGCAAAAAGAUGUUGCAGAUGUUGCCAAAGAUGCAGGUCCCAGUCUUCUCUUUAUUACCUAUGCAGAAGCAAUUGCCAAAAUGCCUGCAUCCACAUUUUUCUCAAUUAUAUUCUUCCUCAUGAUCAUCACCUUGGGCUUAGACAGUACGUUUGCAGGGCUGGAAGGUGUCAUUACAGCUGUCCUGGAUGAAUUUCCUCAUGUCUGGGGAAAACGCCGUGAAUGGUUUGUGUUGGGUCUUGUCACUGUGUGCUUUUUGGGUGCCUUGAGCACCCUUACUUAUGGUGGCGCAUAUGUGGUAAAACUACUUGAGGAAUAUGCAACUGGUGCUGCUGUCCUCACAGUUGUCUUCCUUGAAGCUAUUGCUGUAUCAUGGUUCUAUGGUAUUCGUCGCUUUUGUAGAGAUGUUAAGGAAAUGCUUGGCUUUAGCCCUGGGUGGUACUGGCAGCUGUGUUGGGUAGCUAUCGUUCCUGUCUUCCUCCUGUUCAUCAUUGGCAGUUUCUUGUCCAGUCCCCCCUCCCUUCGUCUUUUUGAUUAUGAAUACCCGUACUGGACCACCGUGUUGGGUUACUGCAUUGGCACAUCAUCUUUUAUUUGUGUUCCAUCGUAUAUGGUUUACAAGCUGAUAGUCACCCAAGGAACAUUUAAAGAGAGGUUACUACGGAGCAUCACUCCAGAGACUAGCACUGAGAUUCCAAUAAGUGAGAUACGCAUGAAUGCAGUUUAGCUGAGAAAAUAAUUAGCAUUCUUCAUGGACUGAUCGCACAAUGCAGCCCAAGAGUGGCAGAGUAAAAAGGCACCAUAUAUUUCAGCUGUCAUAUUAUUUACUUUUAUGAAGAUAAAAUGGUGCCUCUGUUUCUGGGAUCCAAGAACAUCCUCAUCACAUAAAUUCCAGCUCCAUUAUCUAAGCUAUCUACAGAGUACAUUUUUGUAAGUUACAUGUGAGUGAAUGUGAGAAGGGAGGAGUUCCAUUUGAUGGACCUUCUUCUGUUAUUGUAGUUCUGUUUGACUUAAAUGAUUUUCAUAAAACAUACUUGUUUACCAGAGUACAAGAAGGCCAGUGAAUCCAAUAAUCUGUUGCAUAUGGAGAAAGUGCUAUACCAGUAGGAAAAACAAAUGUUAUCAGCUUAGCUCUGAUGAAGCUGAAACAGUCCCUACCAUGACAGGCUACAAUUGCAAAAGUUUCUGUCAAACAAAACCAAAAGUAAUGUAUAAUCAGCUAACCUGAAAUAUAAAUAUACAAUAUUAAAAUAAGUUUAAAUGGCAGGAUUUUCAUUACUGCCAGGGAGGAAUGUUUAUAGACUGAUAUUUAUUAAGUCUGACAUGAUUCCACUCUAUCAGCUAAUUCAAGUUGCUGAGCAUAUUUUGCCUGCAGCAUGGGCUACUUCCACCAACAGGCCUUAUGGGUAUCUACCUGCCAGGCCUAGCAUUCUUCAGUGAUACUUGCUAGACAACUUGGCCACAUAGAGAUUACUUUAUUAGGAAGUUUUUCUAGAUUAAAACAAUUGAGAGUGUGCAACACAGGGACUCUAGACUAGAGAGCAGAAGCCCCCAAUGAAAUACUACCACUUUCAUUCUCACCCUUUACAAAUGUUAAAGCCAAAGAACAGGAAACCAAAGCAUACAUUUUGGACCACGUAUGUUAGAUGUAGGCAAUACACUUCCUGGUUAAUAUUAAAUUAGUGUACCUAUACUUUUGGGAUGUUAACCUAGCAGAAUCCCCUCCACAAAUGAUUAUGCAAAAAACAAAAGCUUUGGUUAUGUGUAUGAAGGUGACUCAAAUUUUUGGCAAACAACUAUGUCAAUGUGGCUAACUGAUCUGUGAAAUGAGCACUGAAGCAUUAGCUUCUUCUUAACAUGUUUUAGCAAAUUUGGAAUUUUAUUGCUCAGCAUCUGAUUUAAUUUUAUUAUUGUCAUGUAUUACUUAUUCAGCAUCAUGCAAUGCUACUUCAAAAUGCCUUUUUUCAUACUUGGAAGAAAUGAGCUUCAAACAGAAUUCUGAGCUAUUCUGUUUGACAUCUGGCACUUCAGAAACCUGCCUGUCAAAAUCAAAUGUUACAGGAAUUCCAGCUCAGCAUACAGUUCUGAGUGUUCCCUCUUGAACUGAUUUUAAAUGCCCCACUUUUCUGUAAUAAACAACAGACAGUAUUCACAAACAUGAAUGCAACUGCGCAUGUCCACUAUAAUUCAGAAAAGUCACCCUGACCCUUUCCGAACAUAGGCAUACUUGAAGACUCCAGGUAUACAGUAGGUAUGCAAAUUAAGUCUCCACUGUUAUCUAUGAUUUACACAUGUGAAUUGUGGAGGACAUUGUUUAGUAUAUGCUGGAAGUUAGGGAACAACUGUUGCCCGGUCAGCAGAAUAUUGCUGUGUAACAUCACCAAACAUGCACAGCAUAAUCUUUCUAGAUACCUAUUAUAACACAGAGCAGCAGAGCCUAACUGGUAGUCGUACAGAUCACAGCAACACAAUAUGACUACCUGUCCCUAUAGCUCUCCCAGCACAUGGUGACACAACCAUCCUUCACCACUAAGAAGUACACAGCCAAAUCUCUUUGUUUACAUGAUAAUCAAAUGAAACUUGCUUCAAUGCUAAUCUACGACAGCAGAGCAUGAAAUAAAUAGUGUACACAACUCUGCCCCUCCACCAUAGUACCUAUCAACAGUGAACCUAGCAGUAUUAAAACAUGCUAGCAUGUUUAUUGGAGAAGUCAAAAUAUGUUGCCCUUGUUCCAAACUCAAACCCCUCACACCUGUAGCAGCUAUGUACAUUAUGCUGAUUACUAAUAUUGCUAAGAACAUUUUAUAAAUAACAUGAUGCACAUAAAGUGUUAGCACUGUAGAAUCGGCACUCACGAUAGCAGAUGUCAAAGAGUGCUGCAGUUGAAAUAAACUGGUUGCAAAGAUGACAUUUUCAACAUUUUUUUUGUAUUAUUAUAGUUUCAUAUAAGCAUCACAUGCCCAAUACACAAUCAGUAAGACUUGUCUGUGUAAGUCGUGCAGUUACUCAAAAUGCCUGAUAACAUAACAUAAAAAAAAGUGCUUACAACUAACACAGUGUGAGUCAUAUUUAUAUUUGUGGAGAUUAUUUGUACAACAGAUCCUCAGUUCUGUGUAAAAACAAUCAAAAUUAUAGCUAAAAAUAAGAAUUGAGCAAGACUUAAUUGCUCUCCUUAAGUUUGGAUAUAAUGUAUUCCAGUUUCAGAUGGCAGAAGUAGAUCACAUUUAUAAUUAAAAAAAAAUUUUUAUUAGAUUGUCACAAAAGGUGUUACGUUUGUAAUCCUGUAGAUAUGAAUAAUCAUAUAUAUAUGGAAGAUUUAAGAAGUGACAAGCAUAUUGGACAGCCUCACCAAAACAACAGAGAGACCAACGGGUACAGAAUGGGAGCUACAUGAGAACAGUUUACAUAAGCAUGCAAGCAUAGGAAAUAACACCAUUUGCAUUUGAAUUUGUUUACCUGCAGUCCUUUCAAUUCUAUCAAAAGCUUGCCUAAUGGAUUCAAAGUUGCUUUAUUCGGCAGCAAAAAGGCUAUCUCAUAUGCCUGUACUGAAUACUGUCUGCUACUGGGCAGUAGUACAGCAUGCCUCUAUAUUGUCUUACCAAGUGUUUAUCCUACUCAUUUAUAGUAAACAUAUAGCUAAGGUACCACAGCAACAGAGCUGUGAUAACUGCAGUUUGAAAGACAAUGGUAUAAGAUCUUAGGCCCGGCAGGUUGGGUGAUACGUAUGGAAGGUAAACAUCUGGUUCCUGAAAACUAUUUCUUUGUCUACAGUGGUAACCAGUGGCACUCACCUAGACAUCCCCACCAGUACACAAAGGAAACAGAAAAUAAUUGUAUUUGUCACUUAAACACUAGACACCAUUAAAAACAGCUGCUGUAGGUGUGAUGAACAUUUAUAGAAAUAGCUGUCACUUCACAAAUAACAUUUGUUGAUAAAACAAGUCUGGAAUAUUGUGUUUUUUGAAUGACAGGCUACAGUCUCAUGACUACCUACAACUCUUACUGUAUUAGAAACUAUAGAUACUCUGAAUACUGUUACCUACUUCUGAAACUGGAAAUGAAGUAGUAUUAUUAAUCAAGCAAUAAUGCCCAACAGGGUGUGUGUUCGUUUGUAAUUAUUGCCAGCCCACGGGUGUUGUGAGGCCCGACUCCGCAGAUUACUGUGCUGUCCUUUGUCAUAUGCUUUAAGCAUUUCAGCUUUGGGUUAAAUCACAAACAGUGAUGGCAGACAAGGGUGGUGUGGUCUACACAUAACGAUCAUUUGAUCUGCUUUGUCUGCCAAGUUCCUUACCAUUAGCAUAAGGCACAUGUCCUGCUCCCUAUUUCUCACAAGAAUUACCUAUCUGUCCAAAGAUAUUUUAAAAUUCUACACCAGUUUUUCAGCCCAGAUCAACAUCACUAAGGCUAUUUUCUACACAUAGCACCCAUGUAAAAACUACUUUCUUGAAUUUUCCACAAAUAUCCACCUUCUACCCUAACGUACCCUCUUUUUCUUAGAUAUAUCUUUUUAUCUGAAAGAUGUAACAUCUUAGACUCGGUUGAUCCUUUUUCAUAAUUAGGUUUUUAUAAUACCAUAAUGCCCCCCUAUUUUUUUUUCCUUUUCGUUACAAUGUAUGAAGUAAAUUCUUUUAGUCUCCCUCACACUCUGUAAAAAAAAAAAAAAAAAAAAAAAAAAAGUUUUUGUUCUUCUUCUUUGAACUGCAUCAAUUCUAUUUUAUGCUUGGAGAGAUGAUAUCGCCACAUUUGCAUGAAAUAUGUAAACUGAAACAUAUUAAUUGACAAUCCAUUCAUAAUGCAAUAGUUUUCACACUACUUAAGUAACAAAAUUCAGGGUAGGGGAGAGAUUACCUGUCUAUCCAGAUGGGGAGUUAGUGGUGUCACAGAGGUCUGCACUACGGCAAUUUUGUUUUUGGACUAGUUUUCUCUCAUAGAAGUUUAGAAACCAUGCUGUCAAAAAAACACAUAUGUUAAUGAUAAGUAGCAAUUACUUCAACAAGGUUAUGAAGUUCUCCAACAUGGUCUACAAAAAAUACGUAGCCACUGCAGUAGUAACAAUCUCAUCUUUAAUGUCUGUAAAUGUGUGGUUAUGAGACACUGAAAAUAGAUAUAAGUAAAGAUUAAAAAAUAAUCAAGUCAUAAAAGCAACACCGUCAUUAAAGACCAAAGGACAAUGGCAGAUAGUCUAAACUUUGAUUAUUCUCUAUCUGCCAAAGCUAGAAAAGCAUAUUCUGUAGCCCAUGUAAUGCUAAAGUGUAUAUCUAGUCACUUCAGGAAAAUCAUCAUACCAUUUUAUACUUCAAUGAUCUGACCCAUUAUUGAAUACAUCACUGUUCUGUAACCUUCAAACAAGCCUCCUGAAAGAACUUACAAAGUUAAAAUUGCUUACAAGACAAAGUCAGAGAGUUAGAAAACCUGAAAUAUUCUAAAAAGAUUCAGGAAUUUUCAUUAUAUUUUCUUCUCUUAGAUGACGUAAUACUAAGAGAAUUCACUUGAUACAACUUUAUUCAAAUCACAGCAAUCCAUAAUGUAUUCACAGCAGUUUACCCUAAGUUGUAUUACUGCUAGCUCGGAAUCCAUGUCCUGCUCUCUCCUUUUCCAAAAUUUCACACAGAAUAUCUUCUCCCCUAUAUUGACUUACUAUGCCGAUAUCUCCUUUCUGCAAAUAAAGUUCCACUUCACCACCAAUGUGAUUGCAUGAUGUUGGGGUCAGAAGCAUCCAUUCUCUAAGUGCUAUACCUGCAGCAGUUUGUACUAUAUGCAGCAGUUUUUUGUAUCUAAAUUUUUUAAGUGGAUAUAGUAUCUUUUCUGUCAGUGGUUACUGAAAGCUAACUUUUUUGUUCUGCUGCUUAUAUUUUAACAAGGAAUGCUCAAGCACUAAACAAUAUUACUUGGACUACAGUGCAGGCACUCCUUACCUCACAGCAACAGAGAGAGAUUGAAAGAGUACCCAUAUACAUGGAAAAGCACACAGAGUUGUGACUGGUUAUUCAAGCAAAGAGUCUGCUGGGUUUUUGAGCCAUACAGUGCCAAAACAAAAUCCAAUCUAAAAUGAGUGCACCAACAUACUACUUGUAGCAGCAGAGGCAAAUUAGACAGAUAACACCAUGUGCUGCCCCAUCUGAGUUUGUGCCAUCAAGCCGACAAAGGUGAUGGCAUAAAGUGACGAAGAGCUGUGGCUGGAAGUGGUGAAGGAACAGAGUAUGAGAAGGCAGAACCAAAUUAUGUUAAAAUAGAAGUUAGGACAGAAUUAAUCCACCUUUCAUGGGAUGUAUAGGGAGAUUGACAUAGAUCAUAAAAUAAGAUGGAAAAAUGUUGCACAAAAUCUUUAAAGAUGACCUCUGAGCAGUAUGUAAGACAUCUCAUCUGAUUAUAUUUAAAAGUAUGUUCCUGGAAUGUACAAUUGGGGAAGCAAUAUCAGUAAUAGUAACACAUUACACAACACCCUCCAAAAUUAUGGAAUCAGAAGUAGUAAGUUAUUUGCUACCAGUUUUAAAUUCUGAGACUAAUAACAUGGGUCAGUUGGCACCCUGUGAAAUCCCCAAAGUGGCAACCCCUCAAAAAAUGUGAAUCACAAAAUGUAGGAA